UUUUCAAAAAUGGAAUUUCCUUCUUCACAACCUUCAGAAAUUGAUGACGAUCAAUUGGAAGAAACUUUACUUGAAAGAAUUGAAGGGCUUAAAGAAAUGUUUCCUGCUGGACUUCGCUCUGCUGUUUAUUAUUCUGUUGGUGUGGGAUGGACUUUGUUGGGCACUUCUUUUUCGCUAGCACGUAAAGCUACUUGGGUAUUGUCUACUUCUGCUUUUAUCAUGAUUUUGCCUUACUUUAUUGACAAAGAACUUCGCGACAUGGAAAAAUCUCAAUUGAAGCAACAACAACAAUUAUUGCUUGGGCCGUCUAAAUAA
Molecule: messenger RNA, 315 nt
Organism: Meloidogyne enterolobii
Lineage: Eukaryota; Metazoa; Nematoda; Chromadorea; Rhabditida; Meloidogynidae
Source: the annotation of a GenBank genome assembly